Homalodisca vitripennis (glassy-winged sharpshooter) is the source of this 335-nucleotide messenger RNA. RefSeq names its product protein ZBED8-like. Lineage: Eukaryota; Metazoa; Arthropoda; Insecta; Hemiptera; Cicadellidae. The record is from RefSeq and is a predicted model, not a curated record. The coding region runs from base 17 to 244 and encodes 75 amino acids. The transcript has a single exon.
CAUUGAAAAUGAAAGAAUGAAGGAUGAACUGAUGUUUUCUACUGAGCUGUUGACCACUACUAAAGCUGUAGAUGUGAUGGAAGCAGUAUCAGACUUUUUUAAGAAACACGAACUUUCUUGGCAAAAACUUAUUGGUGUAUGCACAGAUGGUGCUCCUUCAAUGCUGGGUUCUCGUUCAGGCUUUGUGCAGUUGGUCAAAGAGAAGAAUGCUGAUGUGGUUGGGAUCAGCAAAAACUCUUCCUAACGAACUCAAUGCUGUUUUAAAGCUUUGUAUUAAAGUAGUCAACUACGUUAAGAACAGUGCAUUAAAUACUCGACUGUUUAAAAUUCUGUGU